AUGUCGGUCGAGAAGCGCGACGUCCACAACCCGCUCCUCUUUGAGGCGGCGUGGGAGGUCGCCAACAAGGUCGGAGGCAUCUACACCGUCAUCAAGACAAAAGCCCCCGUCACGCAGCAAGAGUACGGGGACCGCUACUGCCUGAUUGGCCCGCUCUCGUACAAGACGGCGCCCAUGGAGGUCGAGGCGCUCGAGCCAGAGGAGCCCGCGCUCAAGGCCACCCUCGAGAGCAUGAAGGCGGCAGGCGUAAAGUACCUCUACGGCAGGUGGCUCAUCGAACGCGCGCCAAAGGUGCUCCUCUUUGACACCGGCAGCAUGUACCACCGCAUGGACGAGUGGAAGGGCGACCUCUGGAACCUCGCCGGCAUCCCUACGCCGCCAAACGACCACGAGACAAACGAGACGCUCAUCUUCGGCUACAUGGUCGCCUGGUUCCUCGGAGAGUUUGUCACGCGAGAGCGCAAGAAGGCCGUCAUCGCCCACUUCCACGAGUGGCAGGCCGGACUCGCCAUCCCGCUCUGCCGAAAGAGGCACAUUGACGUGACCACCAUCUUCACCACCCACGCCACGCUGCUGGGCCGAUACCUGUGCGCCGGCAGCGUCGACUUCUACAACAACCUGCAGUACUUUGACGUCGACCACGAGGCGGGCAAGCGCGGCAUCUACCACCGCUACUGCAUCGAGAGGUCGGCAGCCCACUGCGCCGACGUCUUCACCACCGUCAGCCACAUCACGGCCUACGAGAGCGAGCACCUGCUCAAGCGCAAGCCCGACGGCGUGCUGCCCAACGGCCUCAACGUGGUCAAGUUCUCCGCCAUGCACGAGUUCCAAAACCUCCAUGCCGUCUCCAAGCACAAGAUCAACGAGUUCAUCAAGGGCCACUUCUACGGCCACUACGACUUUGACCUCGACAACACGCUCUACUUCUUCACCGCGGGCAGGUACGAGUACCGCAACAAGGGCGUCGACAUGUUCAUCGAGGCGCUCGCCCGGCUCAACUACCGCCUGCAAAAGGCCGGAUCCAAGGUCACCGUCGUCGCCUUCAUCAUUAUGCCCGCCGAGACCAAGUCGUACACGAUCGAGGCGCUCAAGGGGCAGGCCGUGACCAAGCAGCUGCGCGACACGGUCGAGCAGAUCCAGGCGAGGAUCGGCGAGCGUCUGUUUGAGCGCACGGCGAGGUACCAGGGCGACAGCGGCACCGACAUCAUCGACCCAUCGCAGCUGCUCUCGGACGCCGACAAGAUCGCGCUCAAGAAGCGCGUCUUUGCGCUCAAGCGCAACUCGCUGCCGCCUGUUGUCACGCACAACAUGGCCGACGACAGCAACGAUCCCAUCCUCAACCAGAUCCGCCGCGUCCAGCUCUUCAACCGCUCGUCGGACCGCGUCAAGAUGAUUUUCCACCCCGAGUUCCUCAACGCCAACAACCCGAUCCUCGGUCUCGACUACGAGGAGUUUGUGCGCGGCUGCCACCUCGGCGUCUUCCCGUCGUACUACGAGCCUUGGGGCUACACGCCGGCCGAGUGCACCGUGAUGGGCAUCCCCUCGAUCACCACCAACCUCUCCGGCUUCGGCUGCUUCAUGGAGGACACUAUCGAGCGCGGCGAGGACUACGGCAUCUACAUCGUCGACCGCCGCAUGAAGAGCGUCGAGGACAGCGUCAACCAGCUUGCCGACCAGAUGUUCACAUACGCGCAAAAGACGAGGAGGCAGCGCAUCAACCAGCGCAACCGCACCGAGAGGCUGUCGGAGCUGCUCGACUGGAAGCGCCUCGGCCUCGAGUACGCCAAGGCGAGGCAGCUGGCGCUGCGCCGCGCCUACCCUGACUCGUUCGAGGACGACGAGGACAUCGACAGCUACUUCGACGACAUCGCCGCAGGUGGCAAGAUGCAGCCGCCCAUGUCGGUGCCCGGAUCGCCGAGGCUGCCGCCGUCGGGCAUGCGCACGCCCGGCGAAUUCGGCACGCUCACCGAGGAGCUGCAGAGCCUGAGCACGUCCGACUACCGCGGCUCGCAGCAGUUCUGGAGGGCCAUGAGCCAGCACGGAUCCGACGACGAGGAAGAGGCCGCCUACAAGUUCCCGCUGGUCAUGAAGGCCAGGAACCGAGGCACCUCGGUGGGCAGCAUGAGCGGCGCAUCGACGCCCGGGCUGGGCGGAGGCAAGGUCCUGUCCAGCGCCGACCUCGACCGCGCCGACCAGGCGCUCAGCUCCCACAACCACCCCAACGGCGCCAACGGCAACGGCAACGGCAACUAG
Molecule: messenger RNA, 2253 nt
Organism: Pseudozyma flocculosa PF-1
Lineage: Eukaryota; Fungi; Basidiomycota; Ustilaginomycetes; Ustilaginales; Ustilaginaceae
Exons: 2
Coding region: 1-2253 (750 amino acids)
Biological process (GO): glycogen biosynthetic process
Cellular component (GO): cytoplasm
Molecular function (GO): alpha-1,4-glucan glucosyltransferase (UDP-glucose donor) activity
Source: RefSeq, a predicted model, not a curated record